This is a messenger RNA of Eremomyces bilateralis CBS 781.70, 1334 nucleotides long. RefSeq lists its product as uncharacterized. The coding region runs from base 158 to 973 and encodes 271 amino acids. The transcript is spliced from 4 exons. The record is from RefSeq and is a predicted model, not a curated record. NCBI's taxonomy places the organism in Eukaryota, Fungi, Ascomycota, Dothideomycetes, Eremomycetales, Eremomycetaceae.
GCACUCGCUGCGGAAGUACAGGUUCAAAUUGAUAUUCUUGGCAUCGUCUCAUCAUUACAUACUGAAUCUGACAAUCUAUUAUGGCAGCGUGAUCAGAGCCUCACUCUUCCAUCUAAACUUUUGUCGCCUCUGCUCCCUCAUUGUGUCUUCGUUCAACAUGGCUCCAAAUUUGUACUUGGUCACUCGAGCCCUCUUUAAUGCCUCCGAGUGGUUUUCCGGCAGGCCCGGCUUUGGGAGGCGAACCAUCGAGCAUUGGAACAAUCCUGAGCCAGGAUUAUAUGUAUAUGAAGCUGGAAAAGGCUGGCAGCUUUUGGCACGGGAUUCCGAUCGUGGGGAAGAGUUACCGUGUCCAAAGCCCGUUGUCCUAUCCUUGAUUCUGCGUCGCUAUUUGUUCAAAGAGGAUUACGAGAGUCGCAAGAAGGAAGGGGUCAUUCAUGAAGAUGAUCUCCCAAAAAUGAAGCGGCUAAACAGCGCAACCACGAUGAACAGUGAAUCAUCGCUGUUCAAGAGGAAGAACUCCGAAACAGACAGUCAAAAUGCCAACAUAAAGAAAUAUGAGCGUGCAAUUUUUUUCAGGCUUGAUGACGAGAAAAGCUGGGUAUGUGCUUGGGACGCAGACGGCGUCGCAAUUUCUGGGCCGUACGAUCAGUGGGUUUUCGAUCAUCGAAGCCAGAAGUUCCGACAAAUGGAAAAUCCAUCCAACCCACGCACCGAGACGAGGAAUACGUCCAAGUUUCUAGAACGAGUCCCAAAAGCGCAGAACGGGACAGAUGUCAAGGAGUGUAUCCUACCGGCCAACAAUCUUCGAAACUACAGAGGCCAGACUUCAAAAUUAGUGGCAACAGCACCAUCGACUCCCGCUGAAACAGCGAGGAUGUUACCUUCUUCGGCCGCCAAGGCGUGUCCAGAAGUCGAUAUCGCCACGGCCUCGUCCUGCUCGUACUGUGGCAGACCUGGCCAUGAGCAGCAAUGACCUCCGCCGCAGAGUCACGGCCUGCAAGUCCACAUCCGAGUCUAGGGCCGCGCGGGAUGGAGAUGAGUAGAAAGCCAAAGACAGCGAUAGAAUGAUUUCAAAUUGGCAAGGAAGGGUGCCUUUGGAGCCUGAUGCGAGGAGCCGAUGCCAUAUGUCGUGCAACUGAAAAUGUAGGAAGCAAAUACACACAGGACUUUGGUUUUCUCUCUGAAUUCGAGAUCACUAUUUCUGGACCGGAUGACUUCAACCCAUACUGUUCUUCUUCCAAACUCAGCAAGGGAUUUACCCGCGGAAGCAAGGUCGCUAUUCGAUACUGUGAUAGAUACCAGUGAUGGCUUACUUUAGGGGCUACCAAGUACCA